Messenger RNA from Sus scrofa (pig), 2474 nucleotides. It is a transcript of the gene TOX2, whose product is annotated as TOX high mobility group box family member 2. NCBI's taxonomy places the organism in Eukaryota, Metazoa, Chordata, Mammalia, Artiodactyla, Suidae. Gene Ontology annotation, molecular function: chromatin DNA binding. Gene Ontology annotation, biological process: regulation of transcription by RNA polymerase II. The record is from RefSeq and is a predicted model, not a curated record. Gene Ontology annotation, cellular component: nucleus.
CCCACCCGCCGCCCGCCCAGGCACUGCCCGCGGGAGCCGCCGCCGCCGCCGCGCCCGCCAUGGACGUCCGCCUGUACCCCUCGGCGCCCGCGGUGGGCGCGCGGCCCGGGGCCGAGCCGGCCGGCCUGGCGCCCCUGGACUAUUACCACUGCGGCAAGUUUGAUGGUGAGAGUGCCUACGUGGGGAUGAGUGACGGAAACCCAGAGCUCCUGUCAACCAGCCAGACCUACACCAGCCAGAACGAAAGCAACGAAGACUAUGAGAUCCCCCCAAUAACACCUCCCACUCCCGAGCCAUCCCUCCUGCACCUGGGGGACCACGAAGCCGGCUACCACUCGCUGUGCCACAGCCUCGCACCCAACGGACUGCUCCCUGCUUACUCCUACCAGGCCAUGGACCUCCCAGCCAUCAUGGUGUCCAACAUGCUGGCCCAGGACAGCCACCUGCUGUCAGGCCAGCUGCCCACGAUCCAAGAGAUGGUCCACUCGGAAGUUGCUGCCUAUGACUCCGGCCGACCGGGGCCCCUGCUGGGCCGCCCGGCGAUGCUGGCCAGCCACAUGAGCGCCCUCAGCCAGUCCCAGCUCAUCUCUCAGAUGGGCAUCCGGAGCGGCAUCACCCACAGCUCCCCAUCACCCCCAGGGAGCAAGUCGGCCACCCCCUCUCCCUCCAGUUCAACUCAGGAGGAGGAGUCAGAGGCACAUUUCAAGAUGUCGGGAGAGAAGAGACCCUCAGCCGACCCCGGCAAAAAGGCCAAGAACCCGAAGAAGAAGAAGAAGAAGGACCCCAAUGAGCCCCAGAAACCCGUGUCAGCCUAUGCGCUCUUCUUCAGAGACACUCAGGCCGCCAUCAAGGGACAGAACCCCAGUGCGACCUUCGGGGAUGUGUCCAAAAUCGUGGCCUCCAUGUGGGACAGCUUGGGAGAGGAGCAGAAGCAGGCCUACAAGAGGAAGACUGAAGCAGCGAAGAAGGAGUAUCUGAAGGCGCUGGCAGCCUACAGGGCCAGCCUUGUCUCCAAGAGCUCCCCCGACCAGGGCGAGACCAAGAGCACGCAGGCGAACCCACCGGCCAAAAUGCUCCCACCCAAGCAGCCCAUGUACGCCAUGCCAGGCCUGGCUUCCUUCUUGACGCCGUCCGACCUGCAGGCCUUCCGCAGUGGGGCCUCGCCCGCCAGCCUCGCCCGGACGCUGGGCUCCAAGUCGCUGCUGCCAGGCCUCAGCGCAUCCCCACCGCCACCCCCCUCCUUCCCUCUCAGCACCCCCCUGCACCAGCAGCUGCCACUGCCCCCCCACGCCCAGGGCACCCUCCUCACCCCCCCUGUCAGCAUGUCCCCGGCCCCCCAGCCUCCUGUCCUGCCGGCUCCCAUGGCACUCCAGGUGCAGCUGGCCAUGAGCCCCUCACCUCCAGGGCCACAGGACUUUCCUCACAUCUCCGAGUUCCCCAGCGGUUCCGGAUCCCGCUCCCCUGGCCCGUCCAACCCCACGAGCAGCGGAGACUGGGACAGCAGCUACCCCAGCGCGGAGUGCGGCAUCAGCACCUGCAGCCUGCUCCCCAGGGAUAAAUCGCUCUACCUCACCUAAGCCUGCCUCCCUCUCCUCCCUGAGGCUUGCUGGAAGGGCACUGCUCAGAGCCUGAAGGGCUGACAGCAGAAGAGAGGCCUUGGCAGGAAGCAGGGUGACGGCGAAGAGAGAGCAGUGACACGCCAACGGCCCAGGGCUGGGUCUCUUCCUCGACCUCCCACCAGACUCUGCAGAGCCAGCCCAAAGAACCUGCAGGAACCUUCCGCCCCCACCCGCUUGCUCCAGGGUUACGUGGACCCUGCUCCUCGCCCUGCCACGGUCCCCUACGUCUGGACGUCUGGCCCCGGCCCACACUCGUGGGAGCUGCCCCUGCCGGGUUGCUCUCCAACAGAAGGCCACCCCCAGAUGCAUGGGGCGGGGGCCAGCUCAGCCCCAGACGUGCAAAUCUGGUUUUACAGUGUGAACAAGAGAUUAUGAAACUUAUAAACUGUCGGCUCCGUGUAAGUACUAGUUGACUAAGUGUUUUAGAACUGUGCUGAAGACACCUGUAAGAUUAUUUUGUGGGGGGUGGGGAGUAGUUUCCUUUAAGGUAAAAAGCAUUUUAUAUGCCCCUUAGCACAUUUUUUUUUUUAAGUUUUAUCUUAAGGGAGACGUGCACAAAAGAGACCGCCAAACCGUUUCAUCCUCUGUACAGCAGGAACCAGGCAAUUUCUAGCCACAGCCAGAGACGUUUUAAAAUCAUACCUUCAUCUAUUUAAAAUGGCCAGUGAUGACUUUUGUCUAUUUAUGAGGACUGAUUGAGAGCAAAGAUGCAGUGGAUCAUAAAGCGUGCGUGGUUUGGGGGUUUGGUUUGGGUUCUUCAUGUUUGCAGCUGUUUUCUGACCCUGCAAAUAUCUGUCUUGGUGCCCAGUGCUUCUCUCAAAUUUCUUUAUAAUAAAACUCCUCAAAAGUUGGAAA